AUGUCUAAUGAAAAAGCCGACCAAGUGGAUAUAAUGUAUGGUCUGAAGUCAGUUUUGUCAAAAAUAGAGGCUGCGGUGGCUAGGAGAAGCAAAGAUCUUCCUCAAAUUGCUCCAAAAUUAGUGGCUGUGUCGAAAAUUAAACCAGUUCCUCUUAUCAUAGAAGCUUAUGAAGCAGGACAGCGAGAUUUUGGUGAAAACUAUGUUAAUGAACUUGCUGAGAAAGCAAGUAAUCCUAAUAUUCUAGAAAAGUGUAAAGAAAUAAAGUGGCAUUUUAUAGGCCAUUGCCAAACAAAUAAAAUAAAUAAAUUAUUGGGAUCACCAGGCUUGUAUAUAGUAGAAACAGUUGAUUCCCAGAAAUUGGCUGACAAUUUGAAUAAACAAUGGCUCAAAUUCAGGAAAGAAGAAGAAAGAUUAAAUAUUAUGGUCCAAGUUAACACUAGUGCAGAAGAAGCUAAAAAUGGUAUUGAACCUGAAAAUACAACAAAUCUAGUUGAACAUGUCAUAAAGAAUUGUUCAAAUUUAAAUUUCAAAGGUCUUAUGACUAUUGGUCAAUAUGAUUAUGAUACAUCUUUGGGCCCAAACCCAGAUUUUAUAACCCUUGCCAAAUGCAGACAGGAAGUCUGUGAAAAGUUAAAAUUGGAUAUUAAUGAAGUGGAGUUGUCUAUGGGGAUGUCAACAGAUUUUGAACAUGCUAUUGAACUAGGAGCUACAACUGUCCGUGUUGGUUCUAGUAUAUUUGGUGCUAGGCCACCAAAGAAUAACUUAAUUAACAGGUUUUCUUUAGCGUGUGAAAGAAGACACUGUUAUGAUAAGCUACAAUGGACUCGUAAGAACAUU
Molecule: messenger RNA, 837 nt
Organism: Brenthis ino (lesser marbled fritillary)
Lineage: Eukaryota; Metazoa; Arthropoda; Insecta; Lepidoptera; Nymphalidae
Source: the annotation of a GenBank genome assembly